This is a messenger RNA of Mytilus californianus (California mussel), 3351 nucleotides long. RefSeq names its product solute carrier family 2, facilitated glucose transporter member 8-like. Gene Ontology annotation, biological process: transmembrane transport; carbohydrate transport. Gene Ontology annotation, molecular function: sugar transmembrane transporter activity. Bases 63 to 1478 code for a protein of 471 amino acids. Gene Ontology annotation, cellular component: membrane. Lineage: Eukaryota; Metazoa; Mollusca; Bivalvia; Mytilida; Mytilidae. The transcript has a single exon. The record is from RefSeq and is a predicted model, not a curated record.
GACAGCGAGGAAAAUAAUUGAUGACGAUUUUCCUCAUAUUUUUGUAGGGAAAAAUAUAAAUAAUGGACAUAGAUUCACUUGACAGCUCUUCUGCGCGAAGUUCUCCGAAGCUUUCUAGCACAAAGUAUGAAGGUUCACCAUUUAGAUUAUAUGUCACUGUUGCAUUUGUUUGUCUGGGGCCAUUUGCGUUUGGCUAUACUAUUGGUUACAGUUCCCCUGCUCUUCCCCAGAUGCAGACAUCAAGAAUUUUAACUAAAGAGUAUGCAGCUUGGUUUGGUUCAUUACUACCACUAGCUGCAAUGUUUGGAGGCCCACUUGGUGGAUGGAUGAUUGAAAAAUAUGGACGAAAAUCAACGUUAUUGUUUACAUCUGCACCUUAUAUCAUUGGAUGGUGGUUGAUAGCUAGAGGUGGCAAUGUCACCAUGCUGUUGCUCGGCAGACUCUUAACAGGAUUAGCUAGUGGACUGAUAACUGUCUGUGCACCUGUAUACAUAGCAGAGGUUUCAACAAAGUCGCUCCGAGGUCUCCUUGGGGCUUGCAAUCAGUUAUCAAUAACUGUUGGGAUUCUCAUGGUUUAUGCCCUUGGACUACACUUUAAAUGGGAUACCCUGGCACUUUUUGGAAGUAUUCCAGCAGGGCUGACGGCAAUUGCUAUGCUCUUUGUUCCUGAGACACCAAGGUAUUUGUUGAUGAAGCAAAGACGAAUUCAAGCUUUGCAAUCUCUUGUCAAACUCAGAGGACCACAUACAGAUGUUGAAGAUGAAUGCCGAGAUAUUGAAGAAGGAAUUGAUACUCAAGACACAUUCACAUAUUCAGAGUUUAAAAAGCCAGAACUAUCAAGGCCUCUUUAUAUUUCACUUGCUAUAAUGUUCUUUCAACAGUUUAGUGGAAUUAAUGCCAUCAUGUUCUAUACGGUAGCAAUCUUCAAAAGUGCAGGUAUUCAGAACUCAGAAUUCUCAACAGUUAUAAUAGGAGCUGUACAAGUGGUUUCUACUGUGGUUGCAUGCUUUUUAAUGGACAAAGCUGGAAGAAGGAGAUUACUGAUUAUUGCUGGAUCAAUUAUGACUGUUACUUGCUUUACUUUUGGUGCUUAUUAUUUUGCUAUCAAAGCUGGGAGAUCUCCUGAAACCUUAAGCUGGCUUGCUGUUGGAAGUCUUGUCAUAUACAUUGUUGGAUUUUCAUUGGGAUGGGGACCAAUUCCUUUAUUAGCAAUGUCAGAACUGUUCCCUGCAAGAGCUAGAGGUGCUGCCAGUGGAAUUGCGAUAUUUGUGAAUUGGCUUUGUGCAUUUAUUGUUACUAAAGAAUUUUCACUUAUGCAAGACUGGUUUGGAGAAGCAGUGACAUUUUGGUUUUUUGGUGCAUUCUGUUUGGGGGGUGUAAUGUUUGUUAUCAAAUACCUUCCAGAAACAAAAGGCAAAUCAUUAGAAGAUAUUGAACUGUACUUCCUGGGACGAAGUAUUACAUAUUCUAGUGUGUAACAAAUAAACUACUAUUGAAACUACAACAAAUAAAGGAUGUAUACAAAGUGAAAUUGGGUACUUCAGUAUAUGGUUAAUUACACAAUGCUAUAUCAUUGCUUUGAUCAUGUUGAUAUAAUUUACAUCUUAGUCAUAUACAUUUAGCUAAAACUUUGGUCUCAUUCUUCAUGUCAAAUGCACAAGAAGACAAUUGUACACUGGUUAUAACUAUAACAGAUAAUACAUGUAACAUGUACAUUGAUGUACAUUGUAUGUUGUAUUAAUUUUUUUUGGUGAAAAAUACACAAUUGUACACAGUUUUUUUUUUAAUUUUAAGGAACGUUUUACAUGUACAUGAGAUUACAGUACAUAUGUAUCUAAAAUUUUAAUAGCUAUGAAUCAUCAUACAGUUAUUAAAAAUGGACAAGGUAAUAAUUAUUUACAGAAAAAUAGAAUUUCAACAUGUGUAUGUAGAUUUCCAACUACAAUAAAUAGAGAGAAAUUUAUAAGCAACUUGUAGAAAAAUCUAAUUUGAAGUUAUUUGUAUCUCUAGUUAUAAGUCAAAUGUGUUUGGUCAUGUUGGUACAUGUAUUGUGUAUAUAUAUGUACCAUGUGUACAGACAAAUGGUAACAAAAAAUAAUUUCAGAAAUUAUCUUUUUUCAGAAACAGCCUUUACCAUAAAGGAACAAAGUUAGUUAUUGGAUAACUUUUUUAGUUCCCCUUCGAUCUUGUGACAGUAAAAGGUUUUGGGGGUCAAAAAAAAUUGUUGUGUCUUUUAAAUUUGGGGAUAUAAAAAUCUGUGAUUUCAGAAAAAAAUGGCUGUGCUCUCCAUUGUUGGUAGACUGUUCUAAGCAUGAUAAGUUGAAAGCAAGAUUUAGGGGAUUUAACCAAUUUUUGUCUCGCAUCUACAAAGUACUGGGACGAGACUUAGGCAUGCUGUUUAUAGCGUCAACAAUUCGUUAAAGUUUAUGAUUUGGUCAGUUUAAGUUAAAAAAAAAUUCUGGUAAGUCAAUGAUAUUUGUUAUGCAGUUGUAUUAGCAUUUGCACGUCUCAUUUCAAUGGAGAUUACACAAUGUUUAUGGCCCAGCCCCCUCAAUUAUGGUUUUGGAAAUUACGUGGCGUCCGUCUGUCUUUGCGUCCAUCCGUCAGGUCUUGUUAGCGCUCUCACGUGUACAAUUCUUGCCAGAUUUUUACGAAACUUAUAUCAUAGGGUUAUAUCAGCAAUGUCUUGGACGAAUUUGAAAAUCAAUGCCGAUCAAUUAUUUUUAAAAGAGUUGUGCCCCUUGGAAAUAUUAAUUAUAUGGGAAAUUGCCUUAUGAGCGCUCUAAUGUAUACAAUUCUUGCCAGAUUUUUAUGAAAUUUAUAUUAUAGGUUUAUACAUGUAUCAUCAAUGUACUUGAAGAGUUCAAAAAUCCGUGCCCAUCAAUUAUUUAUACGACUGCAAAAAAAUUUGCGGUCAUAUAUUGGUAUGACGUUGGCGUCGUCGUCCAAAGACACAUUGGUUUUUGCACUGUUACUUUAGUUUAAGUGAAUGGAUCUCUAUGAAAUUUUACCAUAAGGUUCAAUACCACAAAAGGAAGGUUGGGAUUGAUUUUGGGGGUUAUGGUACAGUACUACCUGUGACAUUAUCUUAUUAAUGGUGGCCAUAAAAAAUAUGGUCACCAUGAUGGCCCUAAAUGUCCAUCAUUAUACCCCCUGCUGCUUAAUUAAUACACAAAGUAUUAAUCAAAAACUAGUCAAGGAUAAAGAGAAAUCAUGACUGCAUUGAAGUGUUAAAAUUACAUAACUUACAGGUAUAGUGUCUCAGGAAAAAUAUAUCACUUUUUGUGUUUGUCUAAUUUAAUAACUGUGAUGAUGACAAGAAAAUUCUAAAAUUAAAAUAAAAUAAUAAAA